AUGCCACAACCGGAAGAGGGUUCUUUCGGCAGCUCCAAUGACUAUCCACGGGGUUCAGAGAAAGGCCAGGCACUUGCGGACAGAAAGGAACGGAGUGAGCCAGGACAUUCUGGCGCCUACGAUAACCAGACCGGAGAGGUCCACGACCCAUAUGGCGGAAAGAAGCUGGGCAUGGUUCGAACUGCUUUGAUCUUCUUCACAAACCAGGUCGGAAUUGUCAUCACUAUGGGUGUGCUUGCGACUUACACGGCUUACAUCCUGAUCCAAUUUUACCGUCGUUACCCUUCCAUCAGGGACGUUGUAGACGUCGCUAGAAUCAUGGGCGGAAAGCCCUUGGAGAUCCUCGUUGGUGUGGCACACGUGCUGAACCUAUGUUUGAUCUGUGCCAGCGCCAAUGUUACACUUUCCAUCGCACUCAACACUAUGACCGAGCAUGCCUUAUGCACAGUGGGUUUCAUUGGCAUCCCAAUGAUUAUGUGCUGGCUGCUUUGCAUGCCACGAUCGUUGAACUUCGCCGGAUGGUUUGGCAUUCCAGCUACUAUCAGCAUCUUCACCGCUGUUCUGAUCGUGGUCAUUGCUCUGGCUGUGAAUGGCCCCGAUUACGAAGCUGUCGCUAAUGGCGGCAGUGGUUAUUGGGGUGAGCCGACCAAUCAGCCCUUGCAAAUGCGUCUUGGUCCCAACCCAGGAGCAACCAUGAAUCAACAGUUCGAGUCCGUACUUAACGUAGCCUUUGCGUAUGCAGGUAAUCAAGCCUUCAUUACUGUGAUGUGUGAGAUGCGGAACCCGAGCAAGGACUACACUCCGGCUAUCAUCUGGCUUAAUGCCAUUGGUGUACCGAUGUACGUCAUCACAGCAUGUGUAGUCUAUCACCUUGCCGGUCAGUAUGUAGUAUCACCUGCCCUGGGAUCUGCACCUGGUAUCGCCAGUAAAGCCGCCUACGGAAUUCUGUUCCCAACUUUACUAGGUUCUGGACUAGUUUUCGGUCACACCGGAAUAAAAUAUAUGUACAACGUGGUAAUGGACAAGAUGAUAAAGACCAGGCACCGACUGACUGAUAAUACGCCCCUGACCUGGGGCGUCUGGCUCGGCCUUGGUACUUUGUUCUGGGUUGUAGCUUUCGUACUUGCCAACGCAAUCCCUGCUUUUGGUAGCAUAUUAGGCAUUUCUUCUGCAUUAUUCGUUACAUGGUUCACGUUUGGCAUGGCUAAUGCACAAUGGAUCUUUCUGAAUUGGGGUCAACAAUUCAUCAACUGGAAGAAGACAUCUCUUGCAUUGUUUAAUUGGUUCAUGAUCUUCGCUUCUGCCUUUCUCACCGUAUUCGGUCUAUAUACAUCCAUAUCGGACCUCAGCGCGAGGGUGCAGGAUCCCGACGAUCCUCUCAACGUAUUCACGUGUGCAAACAACGCUCUCUUCUAG
Messenger RNA from Boeremia exigua, 1416 nucleotides. Its product is annotated as transmembrane amino acid transporter protein-domain-containing protein. The transcript has 8 exons. Lineage: Eukaryota; Fungi; Ascomycota; Dothideomycetes; Pleosporales; Didymellaceae. Gene Ontology annotation, cellular component: vacuolar membrane. Gene Ontology annotation, biological process: amino acid transmembrane transport. The record is from RefSeq and is a predicted model, not a curated record. Bases 1 to 1416 code for a protein of 471 amino acids. Gene Ontology annotation, molecular function: amino acid transmembrane transporter activity.